Rubroshorea leprosula is the source of this 1524-nucleotide messenger RNA. Lineage: Eukaryota; Viridiplantae; Streptophyta; Magnoliopsida; Malvales; Dipterocarpaceae. The record is from the annotation of a GenBank genome assembly.
AGGAAACCAGACAACUUCAACGGGGAGAUCUGUCGUUAUAGUUCUCUCCCAGGGAGAGCACAAUCUUUUCGUCUUUGCACUCUUCACUCACCAUAAACCCUAAAAUCCCCUUUCUUUCAAUCCACCACCAUCCCCUUAAACCCUUGCUUGAAUGUUACUUUCUGCACAAUUCCUCAACUAUUUUUUGCAAAUAUUAUUUAUUGAUUGAUUGAAUUCUAGUAUUCACUUCGUGUUUGUGCUGUGUGAGAUCAUUAUUCGCCAUGGAUAUCGAGCAAAAACAAGCAGAGCUAAUCGAUCACUUCGUCAAGAGAGCCUCCGCCAGUAAAGGUUCAGCCCUAGGGUCCGUCAUCGCCGAAGCCACAUCGCAUCCUUCUCUCUUUGCUUUCUUCGAGAUUCUUGCCGUCUCAACCGUCGCUGAGGUUAGAAUUGAUUAUAUUUCCCAGUUUUCAUUCGUUGAUUUCACUGUUCUUUUGUUCCUUGAAUGCUCCUGUGGUGGUGUAUUGUUGAGUGUGUGCGCUGACUUUUAAAAUCUAGAGAAAGGUUACGUAAGAUUCUGGUUUAUGUGUUCAUGACAAUUUGCAAAUUCAUGUUGGUUUAUUGUAGUUUUCUAGUUUGUUUCACGCCAGUGCAUCACUCUUUGGGGAUUAUUAUAUUUAUUGUCGAGAUCAGACUGAUCAGUGAUGUAUGGUUCACCAUACCCGAUAGAAUAGAUAAAAGGGAAAAUAAGGGAAAUUUCGAAUAUCAUGUUGGGAUAUGUUGAAUUGAAUGAUUACUUCUAUAAAUUAUGGCAAAUGGUGAAUAGGACUUAUUUGGGUAAAGAUUUUUGUUUUUCUGAGAGGCUGAUAGACUAGUAAUGGAAAUAUGAAACUUGCAAAUCCAGUUGAUGACAUUCUUUGAGUUCUCUUUUAUUUUCUCUUAUUCUCGUCUUGCUUUUCAUAUUUUUUCGUUAAGUUUUUUUUUUUUAUAAGAAUAAUUACCUCAGGAUUUUUAUGAAACCAAUGGAAUUUUGCAGCUUCCAGGAACGGAACAUUCCUUUUUUGGUGGACACGCUUCGUUUGUUUGCACAUGGUACUUGGAGCAAUUACAAAAGUAAGUAGGAAAACAGUUUUUUGUUUUUCAGUAAUAAGUUCUUAUUGUCUUGAAAUUUGUCAGAUGCUUCUUUCCUUGUAGUGGUAGACUAGUACUGUCAGUUUGUCAUAUGCUUAUUUCUAUUGUGGCUUGACUACCACCAAAUAUGAAAAAAAAUACAAUUCAGUACUAUCAGUUCUUGUUGGAAAAUUCAUGCUCUCUCUCCAUAGAGUCUUACUUUUAUUUGUUUGACCAUUGUGUUCGAUUUUUUCUUUUGGCGUCUUCUCUGAGUCUCCCAUACAUCUCGCCGACAGUAAUUAUUACUGUGUUUUUUUUUCUUUCUUUCUCUUUACUUUUUCUUUUCUCCUUGAGUAGUGUUUUUCUAUCGUACUGAAUUUUUGCAGGAAAUCAUUGCUUUGUUUAAACCCCACUCCCCAAGAAAUUCAGGGAAACAAU